UCAGUGGCUCAAAACAUGUCGUGCAUCGCGUUGUCGUGUCAUGGAACGAGCUUAAAUACGUUUCAUUUGCCUUUUUUGCGAGUGACAGUUAGUUCUUUUAAAAGUACGAAUGCUUUUUAUCAACUGAUAUCAUUCAGUUGUAAUAGAGCAUUGAUAAAAUUUCAGAAAAUUAAAAACGCCAGGUGACAGAAUGCGAUGCGAUGUGAUAGUGGGAACGAAGUGUGGCGGCAGCACUGUACAUUAAACGGAGCAGCGAAGUAGAGGGAGGGAAAGUAAGAAAGAUAUACAAUUGUAGAGUGAAGGAGACAGAGUAAUGAGAGUGAGAUCAAACCAUAUUGCGAACGCCGCGGUGCGAGAAAGACCGAAAUUUCGCUCAGCAGUACACGGCAGUUGGCGUUUGUCCGUGGAAACAGGAUAGUAAUCCAUUGGUGGAAGAAGGAGAAGGCAUCGGAGAAGGAGGGCAGACUCGCGAGGGAGAGGCGACGAGUUUGUUUAUCGCCUUGGUGAACGGCGAGAGCAGUCAGUGCGGUGCUACACUUGGUCUGUAGUGGUCGGAACGAUCGGUAGUUCGGUUCGAAAGUUCGGCCUCGUUCUUCUGACAAUUUGUUCCGAAUAGUGCGUGGGUGCCGUCGUGUUUUUCUAUCGCGCACAUGUCAACGUCUAUUUAACCUCGUCGUAGACCUCGUGCCGGAAGAACAUGCCGCGAACCACUGCCAAAACAUAGUCGUUCUGUGUAUGUAUCGUGUGCCAAAGUCGGUGACAUUUGUGUCGUAGACGCAAGAUCGCUGGAAUUUCACUAUACAACGUGGAAACCUGUAACAUCGUGUGCUUACAACUUAAACAGACAAGAUUCCCCUUCUCCAGCUGAUCGCAAAAAAAAAUCGUGAAAUCGUUUCCGCGAGUGUCGUGUCGCGUGUCGCGAGCGAUCUCGUCACCGUAUCCCCUUCAAUCGUCUUAUUCUCUUUUCACUCCUCCUCCUUCGUGUCGUUCGGAUGCGUCGUAACGUUUACGAUGGUACACGGAAAUUAGAUGAAGAUUCGCGAUUCCCGCCGGUUUUCACGGGAACAUUAACCUUCGAUUUCGUGUUUUUCCCGUCGUACCGUGUCUACGACGUUUGAAAAUUCUUUUCGGUCGUGAAUCUCGGGUUGAACGGGUAGAAAAAUUACGCGUAACGAUAUUUUGGAAGAUAGUAUCUCGUCCGUUUGGAAGUCGACGAGAUGAUCGUUCAAGCGGAUUCGUUGUGCGUGUUACUAGUGAUGUUGAUCGGUGCUCUGUUGGUAAAGUCGGAACCUGGGCCACGGCCGCGAUCAACGCCGAUCUUCACCAAUCAGUUCGCAGUCCACGUGCCAGAUGGACCGGACGCUGCCGCGGAGAUCGCUGCCAAAUAUGGAUUCGACAAUUAUGGACAGAUUGGAGCGCUGAAGGAAUACUUCCUGUUCGCUGACAAACGACUUCACAAGAGGUCCCUCUCCAGCAGCGAGUCCCAUCACAAGACGCUGAGGGAUGAGCCGAGGGUACGAUGGUUCCAACAGCAGCACGAGAAGAAACGAAAGAAGAGGGAUUUCAUGCCCUCGUCGUUCUCGUUCGAUUAUCCGACGUUUUUCGACGAGUUCGGCCCACGUCCCAGGCAGACCACGUACCAUCGGCAAAGGAACAGAGGUGUGCCUCUUCAAAACCUGUUCACGGAUCCUCUCUUUAAGGAACAGUGGUACCUGAAUGGUGGAGCCAAAGAUGGCUACGACAUGAAUCUUGGCCCGGCGUGGCAGAAAGGUUACACUGGUAAAAGUGUCGUCGUUUCGAUCCUCGACGACGGAAUACAGACGAAUCAUCCGGAUUUGGCGUUGAAUUACGAUCACCAAGCCAGCACAGACAUCAACGACAAUGACAAUGACCCGAUGCCAAGGGACAAUGGCGACAAUAAGCAUGGAACUCGCUGCGCCGGUGAGGUCGCUGCUGUCGCUUUCAACCAGUAUUGCGGCGUUGGAGUCGCGUAUAAUGCCAGCAUAGGAGGCGUUCGAAUGCUCGAUGGCCCGGUUAACGACGCCGUCGAAGCCAGGGCGUUGGGAUUGAAUCCUGAUCACAUCGACAUAUACAGCGCUUCUUGGGGCCCGGAGGACGACGGCAAAACCGUGGACGGUCCCGGUCCUCUUGCCAGGAGGGCGUUUAUCUACGGUGUAACUAGCGGGCGCAAAGGCAAGGGUUCCAUCUUCGUAUGGGCGUCCGGCAAUGGUGGCCGUCACACGGAUUCUUGCAACUGCGACGGUUACACGAACAGCAUCUUCACCCUGUCCAUAUCGAGCGCCACCCAAGGCGGCUACAAGCCCUGGUACCUGGAGGAAUGCAGCUCGACGCUCGCCUCGACGUACUCGUCCGGCACGCCCGGCAACGACAAAAGCGUGGCCACCGUGGACAUGGACGCGAAACUGAGGCCGGACCAUAUUUGCACGGUCGAGCACACGGGCCUCACGUGGAGGGACAUGCAGUACCUGGUGGUGCUCACCUCGAGGUCGACCCCCCUCGAGAAGGAGUCGGGCUGGAUCUUGAACGGGGUUAAGCGGAAGGUCUCCCACAAAUUCGGUUACGGGCUCAUGGACGCCGGCGCUAUGGUGAACCUGGCCGAGCAGUGGACCAACGUGCCUCCCCAACAUAUCUGCAAGUCCGAUGAGAUCAACGAGGAGAGGCGCAUCGACCCGACCUACGGUUACACGUUGAGCGUGUACAUGGACGUCACCGGUUGCGCUGGAUCCGUGAACGAGGUCCGGUUCCUCGAGCAUGUGCAGUGCAAGGUAUCCUUAAGGUUCUUCCCACGUGGAAAUUUAAGGCUAUUGCUCACCUCUCCAAUGGGCACCACAUCGACCUUGUUGUUCGAGAGGCCACGGGACGUUCUCAGCUCGAGUUUCGAUGACUGGCCCUUCCUCAGCGUUCACUUUUGGGGCGAAAAGGCGGAUGGCCGGUGGACCUUGCAGGUCAAUAACGCUGGAAAUCGUCAUGUGAAUUCCCCAGGGAUCCUAAAGAAGUGGCAGUUGAUCUUCUACGGAACAGCUACCAACCCGAUCAGGAUUAGAACCCGUCAAUUUAACCCGGUACAUUCUUCGUACGCCUCCGUGCAUUAUCCAUACCCUGUAGACGAUGAUCAGCUAGCGUUGGGUCAUCGCGGCGACGUCGACUUCUUUCCUUCGUCUACCUUUCAGGGUUACCAAGGAUACCCGUACGUAGGGGCAGCGUCCAACGUCCAGGCGUCCGUUGCCACUUUAGACGGCUCCUCGGCACCGAUCCUCACCAAUCGGCUACCAGGGGACACGUCCUCCUCCUUCGACUCGCCCUCCUCCUCGUCCCAGGUCGGCGACGACUCGCUCGACACUACUAGAAAGAUACUUCACGACUGCGACCCCCAAUGCGAUCCUCAGGGUUGCUACGGGAAAGGGCCCACCCAGUGCAUCGCCUGCAAGAAUUAUCGAUUGGACAACACUUGCGUGAGUCAAUGUCCACCGAGGAGCUUCCCAAAUCAGGGUGGGGUCUGUUGGCCCUGCCACGAAUCCUGUGAGAUAUGUGCCGGUGCCGGCCAAGAUUCUUGUCUCUCCUGCGCACCUGCCCACCUAAGGGUUACCGAUCUCGCGGUGUGCCUGCAACAAUGCCCGGAAGGAUAUUACGAGAACACGGAGAACAGUACGUGCGUACCGUGCGAGGCGAACUGCGCAAGUUGCCAGGACAGGCCGGACAAAUGCACCAGUUGCGAGCAUCAUUUGGUCAUGUAUGAAAACAAGUGUUACGCGGCCUGCCCCCUAUACACAUACGAGACACAAGAUUACAAUUGCGCUCCUUGUCAUUCCACGUGCGAGACUUGCAACGGAACCGCCGAGAACCAAUGCAUCUCCUGUCGACCUGGAUUGUUUUCUCUCAACGGCGCCUGUCGAGCAUCUUGUCCAAUCGGAUACGGCGCGGACAAGAAGCGGCGCGAAUGCGUGCCAUGCCCACCCGGAUGCGCUACCUGCGACAUGUCGACGUGCAGGAGUUGCGACGACGGAUGGAGUUUGAACGAGGAAGGUCUUUGCGCACCCGAGCACCGCGAUCGUUGCAAAACAACCGAGUUCUACGAGAACGGCCAUUGCAAACAGUGUCACGCAUCUUGCAAAACGUGCGCCGGCCCUGGAGAGAACAAUUGCAUCUCCUGUCAAAAACCGUUACUCCUCCAAGCGAAACGGUGCGUGUACCAAUGCGACGACGGUUAUUACUCGAUGGCGCAACCAUCUGGACCCGUCUGCGUGCCUUGCUUGCACACGUGCAAAACCUGCGUGUCUCGAUUGAACUGUACCGCGUGCCAAGACGGAUUGCAAUUGCAGAGCGGAGAGUGCAGGUCCUCUUGCGCCCAGGGAUACUAUAGCGAUCGAGGUCAGUGCGCGAAAUGCUAUCUGGCGUGCAAAACGUGUUCCGGGCCCAGAAGGGAUCAAUGCGUGACCUGUCCCGGUGGUUGGCAACUAGCGGCGGGCGAGUGUCACCCGGAAUGUCCCGAAGGAUUCUUCAAGUCCAACUUCGGUUGCCAGAAGUGUCACCAUUACUGUCGCACGUGCAAAGGCGAGGGGCCGAAGGAAUGCACCUCGUGUCCACCCCACUCGAUGCUCGAGGACGGCCUGUGCAAAGAAUGCCUCGGGGCGCAGUACUACGAUUCUCUGACGCGGCUCUGCAAGAAUUGCCACCCGGAUUGUCGAAGGUGCACCGGCUCUGGGAAGUUCAGUUGCGCCGCUUGCUCGCCCCCGUUGCACCUGGAUAAAUUGAACAAUCAGUGCGUGCCUUGUUGCACGGGCAACGAGAAGGGUGGCCAGGCCGAAGAGUGUUGCCUCUGCGACCCGGAAACCGGUGGCUGCAGGAACAGCUCGCCGGCUGGCAAGAGAAGAGUGCCAGGGACGGAGUUCGCCUCGGCUGACACGGCCAUCUCCGAGGUGUACACGAGCUACGAGGGGACAACGACCGAUAAAAACGACUCGGUUUCGCUGGCGAUAACGGCCACCACGACCAUCGCCGUCGCCAUUUGUCUCAUAUCUGUCGCCUUGUUCGCCACUAUAUUCAUCGUGCUUCAGGCAAUAUCGGGAAGAAGGGAAAGGAAAAACAAGGGUUACACGCAGUUGUCCGUGAGGGUGGAACCUCCGGACGAUGUUUACGCGGACGACACGCCAGAGCUGAUGACCUAGACACUUGGCAAAGUUUAGCUACUAACCACCGGACCUAAACCAUCGAAGUGUUCGACGACCACGAGACACGGUCUCGAAACCACAGAUUAGACCCGAUCGCGUGUUUCGCGUGCCGGUUGUUAUUGGGAACGUGCGACGAUCGGGAUCGGGGACAACUAAUAAGCCGCGCUUCAAG
Molecule: messenger RNA, 5361 nt
Organism: Apis dorsata (giant honeybee)
Lineage: Eukaryota; Metazoa; Arthropoda; Insecta; Hymenoptera; Apidae
Gene: Fur2
Product: furin-like protease 2
Exons: 17
Coding region: 1218-5186 (1322 amino acids)
Biological process (GO): protein processing
Cellular component (GO): Golgi membrane; trans-Golgi network
Molecular function (GO): serine-type endopeptidase activity
Source: RefSeq, a predicted model, not a curated record